Spirodela intermedia is the source of this 6988-nucleotide messenger RNA. Lineage: Eukaryota; Viridiplantae; Streptophyta; Magnoliopsida; Alismatales; Araceae. The record is from the annotation of a GenBank genome assembly.
AUGGGAGACAGGUCGAAGGUUGCCGGCGACGAGGGGGAGAGGCCCCUCCCGAAGCUCCCAAUCCCGGGGAGUCGCAACAUCCUCAUAACCAGCGCUCUUCCAUACGUCAACAACGUCCCCCAUCUUGGCAACAUCAUCGGCUGUAACUGCCCCCCCUUCUCUCUCUGCCCCGUACUCUGCGUUUAGUUCCUACUGUUUCUCGGUGCCUCUUUCGGCGAGCUGUUUGAUCGGAUGCCUGCUAAUUCUGCUUUCCAUGGAUGAAUUUAAAGGCGUGCUGAGCGCGGACGUCUUCGCGCGUUAUUGCCGGCUGCGGGGCUAUAACGCUAUAUACAUAUGCGGGACCGACGAGUACGGCACCGCCACUGAGACCAAGGCCAUGGAAGAAAACUGCACCCCCAAGCAGAUUUGCGACAAGUCAGUGAAAAUAUCGGGCGUGGGAUUAAACUUUAGUUGCUGAUUCCUAACGUAAUCAGUCAGCUGCACUUUUGUCAACCCGUCCACACUGGAAAUCCACCUUGUUGAAAUGAUUUCCCCCCGCAUGACGCAUCGCAUUUCUUUAUGGCCAGACAAAAAUGAUCUUGAAUGCCAAUAGUUAAAUGAUAUCAUACUUCUUUUUCUGCUGACUUCUGUAUGUUCUUGAUGCACUUAGGUACCAUGCUCUUCACAAAGAGGUUUAUGAAUGGUUCGACAUCAGCUUUGACGAAUUUGGACGUACAUCGACGCCACAGCAGACAGAGGUCUGCCAAGCUAUUUUCCAGAAGCUCCUCGACAACAAAUGGCUCUCAGAGAACACCAUGCAACAGGUUAUUCCUAUCCGUUGUCACACAGAUGAGAAAGUUCUCUUAUUUUCCAAGGAAGUUCUGUGUUUCUGCGCUCUUCCUAAGCCUCCCUAAAUGCAGCUUUACUGCAAUACAUGUGAGCGAUUCCUGGCGGAUCGGCUUGUGGAAGGUGUAUGUCCAACUCCAGGUUGUAACUAUGAGUCUGCGCGGGGGGACCAAUGCGAGAACUGUGGCAAGCUUUUAAACCCAACUGAACUGAAUGAUCCUAGGUGUAAGGUAUACGUCCUGCAUGACCUCGAAAGACGCCGCCAGUUUUAACAACUUCUGUUUGAUGACACUGUUGGUUCCUCCUUUUUAUUCAUUUGUCAUAGGUGUGCGGCAGAACCCCGCAAAUCCGUGACACUGAUCAUCUAUUUUUAGAGCUUCCUCUGCUCAAAGAUAAAUUGGAGGAUUACAUCAACAAGAUGUCAGUGGCGGGUGGUUGGAGUCAAAAUGCUAUUCAAGGCACAUAUGCAUGGCUAAAGGAAGGCCUUAAAUCUCGUUGUAUUACGAGGGAUCUCAAAUGGGGUGUUCCUGUUCCACACGACAAGUAUAAAGACAAGGUUUUUAACUAAAUCCACGCAAAUUUCUGUCUACUGUGUCUCUAUCUGAUGUUCUUUGGCUUGCUUUUUUUUUCUUUCUUGAUGUGGUAAAAACCCCGUCCCAUUAUCUGUUGAAAGCAAUGCCACCCUUAAAUGGCUAGACUUGGAUUGUGCUUGAUAAAAUUCCCUAGGCAUGCUGAAAACAAGAGCAAUGAAAGACCUCAUCAUCUAGUUGAGGAUGAUAUUUACCAUAGGGGGAAUAACUCCGGUGAGAACAAUAGUGGACUUGUUGAAUCAACUUUUUCCGUGUCCAUAAUACCAAAGGAAGACAUGAUAUCUGUGAAAAACAGAAAACUUACCCUGCUUAACUAUAUAGUAAGAAUUCAAAGGUUUUGAAAGUGGAAUGUUUUUCUUUUCAGGUUUUCUAUGUCUGGUUUGAUGCACCAAUUGGAUAUAUCUCAAUCACUUCAUGUUAUACAACGGAAUGGGAAAAGUGGUGGAAAGAUCCCGAUAAUGUGGAGUUAUAUCAGUUUAUGGGCAAGGAUAACGUCCCUUUUCACACGGUAUUUUUUCUUUCCCCUACAUCUGUUGGACGUUGUGUCACUUGGUCUUUGGUUUGUCCAGUUCUGUACUGUCGUAGGAGAUAAAAAAAAUUCCCGAAGAAAGCAAGAUGGCUAUGUUGAUUCUCAUACAGGAUAUACCUGGAGUUUCUUUGGCACAAGCUUGCUCAUCUCUUCAACCUUCCAGAAUGUUUUUGUAGAGAAACCUGGAUGAACGGAAUGUUCUUUCAUGAAAAUAAUUCCUCAUAUUUCUCUCAAAACUUUUGAAUAAUGGAAAUUUCUAUUGGCAGACUCGAAAAGAACAACUUUAUCUGCACGCUCUGUUGUUUCUAGUUUUUAUGAAACAAACAGUCUGUUGAGUGGUCUUAUGUAGAGCUUGAUAAGUUUCGUAUGAUUAUCAAAUUACCAGGUUAUGUUCCCUUCCAGUCUUCUUGGGACUGGUGAAGCGUGGACUCUAAUGAAGACUAUCAGUGUGACAGAGUACUUGAAUUAUGAAUCAGGUAUUCUCCACCAUAUUUCUGACUUGUUUCCAUGGCAUGUACCAUCAAAAUCCAUCUUCAUAAGGGGAAGUGUCUCUAAGAUAAUGAACUGGUUCAAAGUGUCUCAAAGAAAAACUGGUCCAUAUCAUUGACUCCGAUCUAUCCCAUCAUUUAAUUUUUAAACACAGAGGAAGAAAAUAUAUGUAACCAAUGAACGUGUUGAACGGAUAUAUAUCAAGAAAUUUUAUCGCGUCUUGUUGUCGAGGGUGCGGAUUCAAGUAGCUCUCCUAUUUCUCACUUAUCCUCUACACCAUCUUUGGGAUGGGCUCACAAAAGAUGUCUGCUCUUUUCUUCUUUCCCAGGCCAUAGAUAGCAGCCUUCUCAUGUUGAGGAAUUGUGUGAUGAUGGUGGCGCUGAAUUGCUGUGGUUUAUACGUUUGGUACCCAUAGCUUGCCCCCCGUAAGAUCUCCGCAUUCGGAGUUGUUCCUGAUCUUAAAACCAUGAAGAACAUAUGUGAUGAUUUUAGAUGAAGCAACGUGCUUAACUUUAAGUUUCAGAUUUAUCAGCACACACGGAAAUUGUGGUUGGGAUAGCUUACCUUGAGUUUUAGCUAGUGCCAAGAUAACAGAACUCUAUUUGCAUAACGUGGUGUGGCAACUACUGGUAGGAGAAAGAGUGUCCUGCAUCUCAAAGGUAUCAUUGGCAAAAGAAGACACCUUUCCGUGCGAAUAAGUAUGUUGGUUCAGUCUUUCUGGGUUUGAUGUGGAGAAGCACGUCUGUAAUUUCCUACAUUGAAAAGAAAAGAAGAACCGUCUGGCGUAAAAUUGAAAAAUGUAACAUGAUACCGAGGUACCUAGACAGUCGUCGAUUAGUGUUCCUGAUCCCCGAACAAACAGUGCAUGUAACUAAAAGUUUUAUGGGAAGGGUUGGCUGACUUUGACCUUUUGUGGUUCUCCUUGUGGCCAUUUGUUACUGACUUCCCUGCUUAAAGAAUGGAUGCAUAGUUUUUUUGAAUUCGGCUGGGUAUGACAGCUUUUGGUUGACCUAGUUGUCUAAUUUCAGUCUGACUGAACUACAUGAUUCUUAGUUAACAUUACCAGAAAAAUAUACUCUUUCUUAUCUCUUCAUUUUGUGUGCGUUUACAUUGUAAACAACCGGAUAGAUUUGUGAGUAUUGGUUUGAUUUUUCCUUCUCAUGCAGGAAAGUUCUCCAAAAGUAAAGGCAUUGGGGUUUUUGGUAAUGACGCUAAGGAUACAAAAAUUCCUUCAGAAGUAUGGAGAUAUUAUUUGCUAACUAAUAGACCUGAGGUGAGUCCUAAUAAGGAAUGGGCGUCUCCUUGCUUUGUUUUGUUAUAGCCAAUUUCUUGUUUUCUCGUGUACUAAGCUUUUAUUCUUUUUUUAAUGCCUCAGGUAUCAGAUACUCUCUUUACCUGGGCAGACUUGCAGGCUAAGCUAAACAAUGAGCUGCUGAAUAAUCUUGGAAACUUCAUAAACCGUGUCUUGAGUUUCAUUGCCAAACCUUCAGGUUAAUUUUACUAUUUUACGAUAGCGUCUGAUCAUUUAUAUCCCGGCAAUGUCCAUUCCCAUCGGGUAUUAUCUCCAUGUAUUGAUAGGGCAUUAGCAAACCGAUUCACCAUCCAUCUCAGUAUUCUCGGAUGAAAAUGCCUAACCGACGAUAAAAGGAUUCUCUGUGAGAAAAAAUUUGGGCGUCAAAGAGUCAAUAGAGACUGCCAAUAGAAAUGUCAACGAUGAUGAGGGAGUAACAAAUAUUCUUGACUAGGAACAGGGAGGUGGCCACGGUGGCUUGCUUCCGUAAAGUGACUAUUCGUGCCUAUUUUUUUUCUGUGAUGUUUUCUUUAUCUUCAUAACUGAUCAUUGGACCUCUUCACCAAGAAGGCUGCCAAUUUGAUAAAACCAUUUCUUAUUUUGGUGAUAUCAACUCCAUGUCUAUUUCCUUCCAGUCUUUUAUUAGCUUUAUUAUUUAAUCACAAUCAAUUUUUCCUCCGUAUCCACCUCAUUGAUAUUUUGUAUGACUUGGAGUGUCACCUUUGAAAGUCUAUUUAUGUUAUUGUGUAUCUUUUUCUGAUGUUUUUGGCUAAAUUGUAUCCCUAUCCGGUGAAGAUGAUAGUUUGUUGUAUGAUUUGGUCAAAUAUAAAAUAUUGACAGUCAAUCAUCCCUUUUCAGGACAAGGGUAUAAUUCAAUUAUCCCCGACGCUCCCAAUCCAGCGUCGUAUCAUAAAACCAAAAUCUUGGCAGAGAAAGUUGGCGUUUACGUUGAUCAGUAUAUUGAUGCCAUGGAAAAGGUUACUGGAUACUCUAUCAUUAGAUUUUCCUGUGCCCUUCAUAGAGAGUUCAGAUUACCUUGGAGCUAUCCGCUCUCCAAGAUGUGGCAACGAGCUUUGAUGGCCUUGAUUUUCUGUCCGCUUUCAUCUUGCUCUAGACGAGUCAAAUUAUUUAAACCAAGAUCUAUUUUACGCAGGUAAAACUAAAACAGGGCCUUAAAACUGCGAUGAGCAUUUCAAGUGAGGGGAAUUCUUAUCUGCAGGUAAGUUAAUGUUCUCUCUGUUUAUUUUUUUACGUACAAGUAACAUCAUCUCUGAAAUCCAUUUGCCUUUCGAAAAUGUAUGCAGGACAGUCAAUUCUGGAAGCUUUAUAAGGAAGAUCCUUCAUCAUGUGCCAUUGUGAUGAAGACUUCUGUUGGAAUCGUGUAUCUUCUAGCAACAUUACUGGAACCUUUCAUGCCAUCCUUUUCCAUCGAGGUAAUUUAAAUUUCUGAACGCACUCCAUCAUCAUCCACCAAAUUCCAUUUAAUUCAGAAAACAUGGACAUUCCGAAUAUUUUUUUGUUUUUUUUUGCUUUUGGUGGCAUAAAGGUUCUGAAACAGCUCAACUUGUAUCCGGAUGCUCAACUUUCACUUUGCGAUGAGAAAGGGUUUAUCAAUAGAGCCAAAAGUCCAUGGGAUCUUAUACUAUCUGGACACAAAAUAGGCACGCCACGCCCCCUCUUCAAGGAACUGGUAUGCAUGCCCAUUUUUUCUAUGUUCUUUUGAUUUUCUUUAUGCGUUGGGUGCUUGUCAAUCAGACGGGAAAUUGAAAAGUUUCGCGCAAGCAUGAGACCAUGAUCCCUGAUGAUCACUUUUUAUGCAGAAAGAUGAAGACAUUGAAUUUUUUAGGCAAAAAUUUGCUGGGUGCCAAGCCGAUAGGAUUAUAAAAGCACAAGCUGAUGCAAAAAUAGUAGCGGAACAGGUCAAGGGCCUGACAGUUUCAGGUUUAGUCACUGUUUCCCGAGUGACCUUGCGUUAGCUUUCCUCGAAUGCACAAUUUGUGGCCUAAAUGCGCGCAUGCUCUUAUUUCCCCUCAUUUUCUUUCAACAGGUUUUCAAUGCCUUAUCAUUCUUCCUCCUCUCUCCCUUGAGUUUAUCGCCUCUUACAUGUUUUCUAGCUAAGGAGUUAAGGCUAAGCACCUUCUUACCCCUUCAUUUCUUGAAGGGUGUUUUUGCUUCACACGCCAGGCAUCACAUACUCCUGGGUCCAACUUACCAUUCAUGAUAAAAUUCUAAAUUUCUAUGAGUGUAUCUGUUGAGGUGUAAGGAUAAUUAUUCAUUGGUAUGCUAUCUUUGGAAUGAGAAGAAAUAUUUUGGAGAUGCGCAUUUACAAACCCAUGAAUUGUAGAUACUUUUGUGCCAUCGUUCCUCACAGCUUAUGGAACUCGAUGGCUCCUUUCAUCACAAUCCAUGCAUUUUGUUCAUUACAGAUAUUGAUCUGGAUUUCUUUAUUUUUUUCCCAUCUCCUCUCUCUCUCUCUCUCUCUCUCUUUGCAGAAAAGGGGAAUAAACGGAAGCAAGGUAAGCCGCAACCGGAGUCAAAACCAGAGUCGGAGGAAAUUUCUAUUUCAAGGCUGGACAUCCGCGUGGGUCUCAUCACGCGAGUUGAGAAGCAUCCCGCUGCCGACUCCCUUUAUGUAGAAGAGAUUGACGUCGGGGAAGCAUCGACAAGAACUGUAGUCAGCGGGCUCGUCGCCCACGUUCCUCUUGAGGAGAUGCAGGUCAUCUCCCUUCUGUCUCCGAAUCUAUCUCCCUUCCGUUGACUGUCCCUGCCAUUCUCCGCCGUUGACGCCAAGUGUUUUUCCUCCAUGGGCAGAAUCGCAGAGUGUGUGUUCUGUGCAAUCUGAAACCAGCAGCAAUGAGAGGGAUAAAAUCAUGUGCGAUGCUCUUGGCUGCUACCAAUGGUACCAAGGUAAGCCAUCCCCUCCUCUCACAACUACACACACACUGAAACUUUGGAUCGAAACAGACUAUAGGGUUCUACCGCAGCAUCAUUUUCUUGUUUUUGUCUCCUCCCCUCAAAUGUAACUUGUCUCAGGUGGAGCUGGUUGAGCCGCCGGCGACUUCCCGCGUGGGGGAAAGAGUGACUUUCCCCGGAUGCCCUGGUGAACCAGAUGAGGUGCUCAACCCAAAGAAGAAAAUCUGGGAGGCGUUGCAGCCCGAUCUUCGCACAGAUUCAGGGCUGACGGCGUGUUACAAGGAUUUGCCCCUGACGACAUCGGCAGGUGUGUGCAAGGUCAAGUCCAUUACAAAUGGUUCCAUAAGAUGA